Molecule: messenger RNA, 1262 nt
Organism: Nicotiana attenuata
Lineage: Eukaryota; Viridiplantae; Streptophyta; Magnoliopsida; Solanales; Solanaceae
Product: transport and Golgi organization 2 homolog
Exons: 5
Coding region: 73-879 (268 amino acids)
Source: RefSeq, a predicted model, not a curated record
CUCACUUGCCACUUCGUGGAGAGUUGACUAGGAUUUGCAAUUGCAGAAAGUGCAGUCAGUUGGCAAGAAAGCAUGUGUAUAGCCGUAUUCAUAUGGAAAGCGCAUCCGCUCUAUCCCUUCCUCCUAUUCCUCAACAGAGAUGAAUUCCACAAUCGUCCCACGAAGCCUUUGGCAUGGUGGGAAGAUAGUGAUAUAGUUGGUGGAAGAGAUGAAGUUGCUGGCGGGACUUGGCUGGCUUGUACUCGCUCCGGAAGAGUGGCUUUCCUUACUAAUGUUCGGGAAAUCAAUUCAAAUUCAGACGCCAAGAGUAGAGGAGACCUUCCUGUUCGAUUCUUAAAGAGUAAUAAGAGCCCACAUGAUUUUUCGGAGCAACUUUUGGGAGAAGCUGGUCAAUAUAAUGGGUUUAAUUUGAUAGUAGCUGAUCUUUGUUCGAUGACCAUGGUUUAUAUAACCAACCGACCAAAAGACAGCGGUAUGUCUGCGACUGAGGUUUCAGCUGGUAUUCAUGUUUUAUCAAAUGCAACACUUGAUACUCCAUGGCCUAAGUCUCAACGGCUGGAGUGCAGUUUCAAGCAAUUAUUAGAUGAAUAUGGUGAAGCUGAAAUUCCAAUAGGACGGGCAGCUGAAAGAAUAAUGAGAGACGUGUCUAAAGAAGACAGCAACCUGCCAGGCAUCUACCCCCCUGAGUGGGAGUACCAGUUGAGCUCCAUAUUCAUUGAUACUAAAACCUCUAUGGGGCGUUAUGGCACAAGAAGCACUUCUUCACUGGCAGUGAGGAGUUCCGGUGAGGUAACAUUUUAUGAACUGUCUCUUGAGAAGGAUGUAUGGAAGGAGCAGCAGAUGACCUUUAUGAUUGAAGGUGUUGUUUCUGUAUCCUAAGAAGUUCUUCAAACAUGAACUACCAAGAUCCAAACAAGACAAUGUUUGUGAUCUUUCCCAUGGACAAAGCGGCUGAGUUAUCUUCCUCUGUCUUAAAUCUGCAUAAUCAAGUAAUACUUCGGUGAUCCUACAUUCAUUCGUUUCUCUACGCCAGGACCUCCUUGCACAAUCUGCUAGGGAAGAUGAGGUGGUUUUGCUUAAUAAGAGCAUCAUAUUAAGUGUAUAUCUAAAUCUUAGCUGCUGACACUAGAAUAAGUGUUGUAGCUAGUGUUGUAAUAUGAAUGUACUAGUAAGUGUUCACUUGCCCAGCACUGAUACUUAUUAAUGAAGGACAGGAUGAAAAGAUGGGGGUCAUAACCUCCAUUUUCCGUGUUAUUCUUUUU